AUGGAUCUCGCGGAGACGCAACGUCUCGUAACCGAGUACCUACACGAACUCGCGAACCUUUUCCACAGAGUACCUGGUUCAGCGAUCUUCUUACGAUAUGUGAAAUCCAGCUACCAAGAUGACCCAAUUCGAUCCGCUGUGGAACUAUUCCUUUUCCUCUUCGCCGUGCGAUACCUCCUUGCCCCUAAAUAUUCAACCAAGCCAGGCGUGGUACCAUUGACAGAGGAUGAGAUCGAUGACCUUGUCGAUGAAUGGGUCCCUGAGCCCCUCGUCGGCCAGCCAACUCCUUUAGAAGAGCUGGAAGUUGAUAAGCGGACCGUCAUUGUUGGUCCCGUCGGACCGAAAUCGAAGCUUGUGAAUGGUCGCACCGUGACGAAUCUUAGCUCCUUCAAUUACUACAACUUCAAUACGAACGAGGCUCUCAAGGAAAAGGCUAUCCAGACCCUUCGCAACUAUGGUGUUGGACCUUGUGGUCCUCGUGGAUUUUACGGUACUCAGGACGUUCAUCUUAAGACUGAAGCCGACAUUGCGUCGUUCCUGGGCACCGCGGCUUGUAUCAUGUACUCGCAGGCGUUCUCGACUAUCUCAAGUGUUAUCCCCGCUUUCUCGAAGCGUGGUGACAUUAUCGUGGCGGAUAAGGGCGUUAGCUUUGCUAUUCGCAAGGGUAUCCAGAUUUCUCGCAGCAUUGUUCGAUGGUAUGAGCACAAUGAUAUGGAGGAUUUGGAGCGGGUUCUUGCGAAGGUUACGAAGGAGCAGGCUCGGAAACCAUUGACUCGGCGAUUUAUCAUUACCGAGGGAAUGUUUGAGUCCUAUGGUGACAUCGUCAAUUUGCCUAAGAUUAUUGAGUUGCGACUCAAGUACAAGUUCCGCCUUAUCCUCGACGAGACAUGGUCUUUCGGUGUUUUGGGCCGGACCGGUCGUGGUGUUACCGAGCACCAGAACGUGGAUGCUGCGGAGGUUGAUAUGAUUGUUGGAUCGUUGGCUGGGUGUCUUGUUGGUGGAGGUGGUUUUUGUGCUGGAUCUGAGGAGAUCGUUCACCACCAGCGUAUCUCUGCCUCGGCCUAUACUUUCUCUGCGGCUCUUCCGGCUCUUCUCUCUACGACUGCGAGCGAGACUAUCAAUGUUCUUCAGAAUAACCCUGAUACGGUAUCGAAGCUUCGCGAGUACACUACGGCCAUGCGAGCUCAGCUCGACCCACGCAGUGAUUGGGUCUACUGCUCCAGCUCACCUGAGAAUCCCGUUCUCAUCUUGGUGAUCAAGCCUGAUGUUGUUACUUCCAAGAAGCUCUCGUACAACGACCAGCAAUUCUUACUCCAAGAUGUCGUUGAUGAGUGCCUUGCAAAUGGUGUUCUCAUCAGUCGCCUCAAGACCCUUGAGGAUAACUUCGAACCGAAACAAGUUGUCCCCGCCGGCCUUAAGGUCUGCGUCACAAUCGGUCUUACCAAGAAAGAGAUCGAAAAAGCUGGCACAAUAAUUCGACACGCUAUUACAAAGGUGAUGAGCAAGAAGAAAUAG
This is a messenger RNA of Penicillium angulare, 1515 nucleotides long. RefSeq names its product serine C-palmitoyltransferase subunit lcbA (gene lcbA). The record is from RefSeq and is a predicted model, not a curated record. Gene Ontology annotation, molecular function: pyridoxal phosphate binding; serine C-palmitoyltransferase activity. The transcript is spliced from 4 exons. The coding region runs from base 1 to 1515 and encodes 504 amino acids. Gene Ontology annotation, cellular component: endoplasmic reticulum. Gene Ontology annotation, biological process: ceramide biosynthetic process; sphingosine biosynthetic process. Lineage: Eukaryota; Fungi; Ascomycota; Eurotiomycetes; Eurotiales; Aspergillaceae.